AUGGCCGACCUAGGAGGCCAACAGGGCCGGAAUUACCGGCCUUACGGCCAUGCCUCCUCUUUCCAGCGCGAUGCUGCAUUUUCCGAGAUUUUUGGUGGUGCUCCGCCACCUGGACGCUCUCAAACAAUGACCUCGCAGACAGCUCAAUUUUCUCAGGAUCGCGCCCACACAAUGUCCUCGCAUGUGCCGCACCCUCAUAUGCAAAGACCUCCGCCGCAGCCGGCACGCCAAGCGCCCAAUGGCUACCCACCUUCAGCUCCAAAUGGGCAAUACCAAGCAUAUCCUGGAGGCUCAGCUGUGCCUCCCCAACAUCCUUCUCAGAACCCGCCUCGACCAUAUCCUGGGCGUUACGUCUAUCCCCAACCUCAGCGACUGGAUUCCAGACCAAGUGCCGGCCCGCAAUACCCUGAUCCAAAGGGAUAUGGCCGGCCGAUGCCUCCCCCCGCCUUGAAUUCCGAUGCUUUUAGAUCACGGUCAAUGGCGCGAAUGGGUGGCCCUCCAGUGUAUCAGCAGCCACCGCCGAGCAGCUUCAACCACACUUCUGCGACUGCUUUCCGCCAGCAGCCCUAUAGUCCAGCGAAUCCUGUUACAGACCAGGGUCGUGUCGUGCCGUUGAGGCACGGGAAUGAACGCGCCAUGUCGCUGACUUCCUACUCUACAGACCGUGAUCACUCCCAUACCACGAGCACGGGCAGGGUGAUUCCUACAAGGAGACAGCCAUCUGGACCAAGUCAAUCUCCGGUGAAUAAUUUCGACCCCGAACCCGUGGACGCUCACAACGUGAAUGGUAGAUCGCGGCCUCCUAGUGAUGGAUCGACCAAUUCGCGUUCGAUGUCGAUGGCGUCAACUGUUGUACCGGACCGAGCUAUGAGCAUGCAAAGUCAAUUGACGCAGAAGCCUAGUCAGACUGGCACACUUGUCCCGAGCAAUUCGCGUCGAAGCAAAGUGCCCCUGGUGUAUCCCGCUCUACUAUCACGAGUGGCGGAUGUUUUCCGUGAGAGGAUUCCGCUUGGUGAACGACAGAAGAACGGCUUAUCUUAUCAAAAUGCAUUUUCUGGUGCGGAGGCAGUCGAUUUGAUCGCACACAUUAUCAAGACAAACGAUCGGAAUCUGGCUCUUCUAUUAGGAAGGGCGCUCGACGCGCAAAAGUUUUUCCAUGACGUGACAUAUGACCAUCGUUUACGAGAUGCCCCUGGUGAGAUUUAUCAGUUCAAGGAGACAAUGGGUGAAGAAACCCCUAGCUCAGAGGUCAACGGAGUUUUCACGCUUUUGACGGAAUGUUACUCGCCUACAUGUACGCGCGAUAGUCUAUGCUAUUCCAUCGCUUGCCCCAGACGGUUGGAACAGCAAGCACGAUUGAAUCUGAAGCCGCAACCUGGAUUACGGUCGUCCACAUCUAAAGGUAGCCUUCAUGGCGAUGAGGAUAACGACAAUCAAAAACUCUGGAUCAAUAUGGUUCCCAAGGAGAUUUCUGAUGCCAUUGAUGAUCGUGAAAAGAAACGCCAGGAAAUUAUAUUCGAGAUUAUGUACACGGAACGCGACUUCGUCAAGGAUUUGGAGUACCUUCGAGAUUUCUGGAUGAGACCCUUACGCUCAGCAGGCAAUGCGAACAUGUCCCCCAUUCCAGAACAUCGGCGAGAGAAGUUCAUCCGCACGGUAUUUGGAAACUGCUUGGAAGUUCUGAAAGUCAACGGCGCUUUAUGUGAAGCGCUCAAUUCCAGACAGAAGGAGAGCCACGUAGUGAAGACUGUUGGUGAUAUCUUCCUGCAGCAUGUCCCGAACUUUGACCCCUUCAUCAAAUACGGUGCCAACCAGCUUUAUGGAAAAUAUGAGUUUGAGAAGGAGAAGGCUUCCAACCCCGCUUUUGCCAGAUUCGUCGAAGAAACAGAACGAUUGAAGGAAUCGCGUAAGCUGGAGCUGAAUGGAUACUUAACCAAGCCUACGACACGUCUCGCUCGGUAUCCAUUGCUUCUUGAACAAGUCUUGAAGAAUACGAGCGACGACAAUAUGGAUAAAGAAGACAUCCCCAAGGCCGUCAAACUCAUUAAAGACUUCUUGUCUCGCGUCAAUACUGAGAGUGGAAGGGCUGAGAAUCACUUCAAUCUCGUGCAGCUGAACUCUGCUCUCAAGUUCAACCCUGGGGACUACGUCGAUCUGAAACUGACAGAAGAAAACCGCCAGAUGCUUACGAAAAUGGCGUUCAGGAAAGCUCCGACAGAUAGCUCCGAAGUGACCGCGUAUCUUUUUGACCAUGCGGUCUUACUUGUGAGAAUCAAAGUCGUCAACAAGCGGGAGGAAUAUCGUGUUUAUCGAAAACCCAUCCCCCUUGAACUUUUGGUCAUUGCUCAGAUGGAUGAAGUGAUUCCAAGAGUUGGCAUUGCCAAGAGACCCUCAUCAAGUCUACUUUCCAAUAAGCCUGUGGUCAAUCCGCCCAGCACAAAGGACGGCCUUCCAAUCACCUUCAGGCAUCUUGGCAAGGGUGGCUAUGAGCAAACACUCUAUGCCACAUCGCCAACGCAACGAAGGAAGUUCAUUGAGAUGGUAGAGGAACAGCAGAGGAAGCUUAGAGAGCGGAACAGCAACUUUUACAACAAGAACGUUCUAUGUUCCAAUUUCUUCACGUCGAUGAACCGUGUGAACUGCCUUGUUCCUGUCGAUGGAGGUAGGAAAUUGGUAUACGGCACUGACAGUGGUAUCUUCAUAUCGGAGCGUUGGCCUAAGGAUAAGUCUGCCAAGCCGCGACGUGUACUUGAUGCCAGUCAGGUGACUCAAAUCGAUACUUUGGAAGAGUACCAAUUGCUUCUUGUUCUGUCGAACAAGACCUUAUCGUCCUAUCCGAUGGAGGCACUUGAGCUUGGAGAAGGUCAAAACUCGAUGGCCAAACGGCCGAAGAAGAUCCAGGGUCACGCCAAUUUCUUCAAGGCAGGGAUUGGACUGGGACGCCAUCUGGUGUGUUCUGUCAAGACAUCUGCUCUAUCCUCAACAAUCAAGGUCUAUGAGCCUAUGGACAAUCUAGCGAAAGGGAAGAAGAAGUCCGCCGUUAGCAAGAUGUUCCAGGGUGGCCAGGACACGCUCAAACCUUUCAAGGAAUAUUACAUUCCUGCGGAAUCAUCGUCCAUUCAUUUCCUUCGCUCGACUCUUUGCGUUGGCUGUGCCCGUGGCUUCGAGGUCGUUAGCCUUGAGACCACUGAGACGCAGUCUCUCCUGGACCAGGCAGAUACCUCGCUUGAUUUUGUUCAACGCAAGGAAAAUGUGAAGCCCAUUCACAUCGAGCGAAUGAACGGAGAAUUCCUGCUCAAUUACAGCGACUUCUCCUUCUUUGUCAACCGAAACGGGUGGCGCGCUCGUCCUGACUGGAAGAUCUCAUGGGAGGGCAAUCCUAAUGCAUUUGCAUUGUCAUAUCCGUACAUUCUUGCCUUUGAGCCGAAUUUUAUCGAGAUUAGACACAUUGAGACCAGUGAGCUAAUUCAUAUCAUGACCGGGAAGAAUAUUCGCAUGUUACACUCCUCCACAAGAGAGAUUCUGUACGCCUACGAAGAUGAAGGAGGCGAGGAUGUUGUGGCCAGUCUGGAUUUCUGGAACAAGCCACAGCAACACUGA
Molecule: messenger RNA, 3600 nt
Organism: Aspergillus clavatus NRRL 1
Lineage: Eukaryota; Fungi; Ascomycota; Eurotiomycetes; Eurotiales; Aspergillaceae
Gene: rom2
Product: putative Rho guanyl nucleotide exchange factor (Rom2)
Exons: 4
Coding region: 1-3600 (1199 amino acids)
Biological process (GO): intracellular signal transduction
Molecular function (GO): guanyl-nucleotide exchange factor activity
Source: RefSeq, a predicted model, not a curated record